AUGCUCAUCCCAUCUCGACCGCCCUCGUCGGCACCACCACCUCCUCCACCAUCGUCCUCGCAGACCAUACGCAUCCCAAAGCCCUGGGCACCCAUACCCACCACUACCAACAAGAGUUCGUCCCCCUGGGUUACCAACAAGACCUCAACAAACUCUUCGAUUGCAGCCCUUCCACCCAAGUCCACACCCUCACCCAGUCUCUCGUCCGAGGAAAACCCACACGCAAUGGCCAUCUAUGCCGCAUCAGACCACAGUGCUCAGCAGACCAAGGACAAGGGAGGACUCCGUCUCGAACUCCUGUCCAAGCACAAUCGAGAGCCACACAAGACACUAUGGCUCCCCGCUUUCACCGAUGUAGACCGCACCUAUGUCCUCGGUCGAUCCGCCGACGUCACACUCGAUGACCAUGCAAACUUCAUCGAGCCCGUCUGCCUCCAAGGACGAGUCGUCUCCCGCAAGCACCUCUACAUCAAGAUUGGCAAAGGCGGCACAUCGGUCACGAUCAAAGACUUGAAGAGCUCCCACGGAACUGUCAUCGAGGCUACACCCCAGCUACCCCACGGCGCUCUCUACAGAUGCCGACAAGUCACCAACAGCACAUGGUGGCCCAUCAAGACUGGGGAUCGACUCUUCCUUGGCAAAGGCGUCACGAGGAGUGGACGUGACUAUCGACCCCUUCAGUACGAGGUAAAGGUCAUUGCCAAGCCCACGUCAACAUCUGCGUCUGCGCCAGUAGGUCCUUACAGAGAUGCGCCCAUCGACAAGGUGACCUCAUUGAGCAAGACGAUUGAUGCCAUCAAUGCCACCCUGGCCAAGUACGCGCCACCGAAGCCUAGAGAGGCCAACAAUGUCAUACGCCUCACCGAUGAAGACCUCAUGGAAAGCGAUGAGAUCCCCUGGGCCAUACGCACUGUAGCACAGUCUAGCGCUCCCGCAGGUAACUUAGACCAUUCCCCGGUCCCUAGCGCGGGUAGCUCCAUCCAAGCCAACAAUGUGUCUGCCAAGGCUAUCGGCGAGGCAGAGAAGGCCGCCAGGACGAGCUCCUCCGGUGCCCCUGACAUGACCAACCCAGUCUCGACCAAAGCUGAUAACGCUGAAGUAGCAGAGCCAGAAGGCCGGGAAGAAGAAGGCGAGCACGAAGGCAUCGCAGAAGACUCGAUCAGUGACGACGAACACAGCUCUGAAGAAGACCUCGACGCAACACCCGUCGAUGAUCCAGCGGGCUAUGACGCCUCGGGCGACCAAUCUCUUGGCAGUGCUGAAGAUCGCGAGUGGUCGCCCUGCGAUGUUCACGACGAUUCAGACGUGAGCUCGGACUCGGAGCUAAAUGGAAGCUCACCCAGAGUGCACGAAAGUGAAUUGCACGAGAUGUGCUUCGACACCGAGCGCGAUGAGCGAGAACAUAUGUUGAGAAGACACGCAAGCGUCACUGCAGAGCAUCUGGCGCUCUCGUCUGAUUCGCAGGUGGCCGAGAGAGCCUUGUUCUUCGCGAAGCUCGAGAAGAUAACACAGACCGAAAACGAUGGAAGCGCGAAGACAGCUGCCGAGCUCGAAGACGUCGCUCCCCCUCCGUCUUCCAACAUGGCCGAUGAUGACCAUGCUAAGGUCCAAUGCAGAUGCGAGCAGGCUGACUGCGACAGCGAAGGCGAAGGCGAAGAGGCUGAGGCCGACGCGGCCUUCAAUUAUGCAUUGUGGCGUAGGGCCACGCUCAGGAUGCCUUCUCUUGGAUCGGUCUGGGAGGACUACCGAAAAGCGUUCGGAGGUGACGAAGGCCACGAUUCUCCUGUUGCAUCGAAGGUGGCGUCAGCUUCCUCUGACAUGAGCAAGAGCGUGAAACACACCGAGUCCUCUGAGCUCGUUGAAGAGUCGGAGAACGCCCUCGAAGCUAAUGUCGAUGAACAUGGCUACUGCGCACCCAGCGCAGAGAACAUCGGCGGCGAUGACGCCGUCGAGGACGAAGGCCCAGCCGAUGCAGAGGAUCUCAACAACGACUCCGGGGACAUGAAAGACGCGAACGAGAGUGACUCAGAUAACGACUCUGAAGAAUCAGCUGAGGAAGACGAGAGCAUCGAUAGCGACGACGACGACGACGAUGAAGAGUCAGUCGAAGAAGGCGACGUCGAGGAGAAGGAUGAAUCUACCGGAGGCGGUCAGCUCGAUGACAACGAGAUUCAGACAGGUGGAAACGUGAGCGCCGACGCACGACUUCCAUCAAUGAUGGAAGUCGGCUGCGAGAGACUCCCCAUUGUCCCUGCUGGACUCAAACGCUCCAUCGAUGAGGUUGAGCCUGAAGACUCACCUCAGUCUACGAACGAAGGAUCUCCCGCUCACGUCGAGGAGAAGACGGACGAGGUUGUCACUACAUACACCUCUCCCCAAUGUCCCGAAGAGGCUACGUCAGCUCUCAGUGCAACUCCUUCCUCGUCUGCACUUGCCGCACGCGCUCGUGCCAGUCUGGACCGAGUCAGGACCGUCAAGCGCCCCAGGCUGUCCGUUGGCAUCGACGCUAAGAGGGUCAGGGAUGUAGCGUGCGGCGUCGCGCUGGGAGCCGUUGGGACCUUCUUCGGACUGGCAGCCGUGGGCGCGACAGUCGAUGGAGCCUGA
Messenger RNA from Microstroma glucosiphilum, 2604 nucleotides. RefSeq lists its product as hypothetical. The record is from RefSeq and is a predicted model, not a curated record. Bases 1 to 2604 code for a protein of 867 amino acids. Lineage: Eukaryota; Fungi; Basidiomycota; Exobasidiomycetes; Microstromatales; Microstromataceae. Gene Ontology annotation, molecular function: protein binding. The transcript has 4 exons.